Molecule: messenger RNA, 3448 nt
Organism: Mauremys mutica (yellowpond turtle)
Lineage: Eukaryota; Metazoa; Chordata; Testudines; Geoemydidae
Product: lysine--tRNA ligase-like
Exons: 15
Coding region: 37-1692 (551 amino acids)
Biological process (GO): lysyl-tRNA aminoacylation; diadenosine tetraphosphate biosynthetic process; positive regulation of macrophage activation
Cellular component (GO): cytoplasm; aminoacyl-tRNA synthetase multienzyme complex; cytosol
Molecular function (GO): ATP binding; tRNA binding; lysine-tRNA ligase activity
Source: RefSeq, a predicted model, not a curated record
UAUGCUGUAACUUCAUCUGCUCUCAGCUUUGCAAAGAUGACAGAUAAAGGAAAGACUUCAGCUGCCUCUUCAGGGGAUUUUCAAACAGCUAAGCCCAAGACUGUGUCUGACCAGGGAAAAGGAGAAUCUGAAGAGGAAUAUGGGCCCCAGCAAUACCAUCUCAUUCGAAGUGAUUUUGUCCAGCAGCUGAAAGAAAAAGGGGAACAGCCUUACCCACACAAAUUCCAUACAAAUACUACACUUGUUGAAUUCCUUGCCAAAUUCAGCUACCUUGGAAAUGAAGAGCAACUUCCUGACAAACAAUUAUCUCUGGCAGGACGAAUUCAUGCCAAGAGAUCUGCUGGUGCAAAGCUCUACUUCUAUGAUCUCCGGGGAAAUGGACUUAAAUUACAAGUUAUGGCCAAUGCUAAAUUUUUUAAGUCUGAAGACCUUUUCACCAAGACCAUAGAUAAGCUGCGGCGAGGAGACAUCAUAGGAGUUUUGGGAUAUCCUGGGAGAACCAAGCAUGGAGAACUUAGCAUCAUAGCUACAGAAAUAACUCUGCUGUCACCAUGCUUGCAUAUGCUGCCUCAUCUUCAUUAUGGAUUCAAAGAUCAGGAAACCAGAUAUCGUCAACGUUACCUAGAUUUGAUCAUGAAUGAGAAUGUGAGGCAGAAGUUUAUUAUGAGGAGUAAAAUUAUCACUUUCUUACGAAACUUCCUGGAUAAACUUGGAUUUCUUGAGGUGGAGACUCCCAUGAUGAAUAUGAUAGCAGGUGGUGCAGCAGCCAAACCUUUUAUCACACAUCACAAUGACCUCAACAUGGACUUGUACAUGAGGAUAGCUCCUGAACUAUACCACAAGAUGCUAGUAGUUGGAGGUCUGGAGAGGGUAUAUGAAGUUGGACGUCAGUUCAGAAAUGAAGGAAUUGAUCAAACCCACAAUCCAGAAUUUACUACAUGUGAGUUCUACAUGGCUUAUGCAGAUUACAAUGAUCUCAUGGACAUCACUGAACAGCUGCUGUCAGGCAUGGUGAAGGAUGUGACAGGUGGCUACAAGAUCACUUACCAUCCAGAUGGCCCUGAGGGAAAGGCAGUAGAAAUUGACUUCACUCCUCCUUUUAAACGAGUCAGAAUGAUGGAAGAAUUGGAGAAAGUCACGGGAGAAAAAAUGCCAGCACCAGAAAGUCUGGAUACUGAGGAAGCCCAAAAGUUCCUUGACAAGCUAUGUGUGAAGAAGGGAAUCCAAUGUUCUCCUCCUCGGACUACAGCAAGACUUCUAGAUAAGUUGGUAGGGGAGUUUAUUGAAGUUUCCUGCAUCAACCCCACAUUCAUUUGUGACCAUCCCCAGAUCAUGAGUCCUCUGGCUAAAUGGCAUCGUUCAAAGAAAGGCCUGAGUGAACGUUUUGAACUCUUUGUGAUGGAGAAGGAGAUUUGCAAUGCUUACACUGAGCUCAAUGAUCCAAUGAGGCAGAGAGAGCUUUUUAUGGACCAAUCGAAGGCUAAAGCAGCAGGUGAUGAAGAAGCCAUGAGUAUUGAUGAAAACUUCUGCACAGCAUUGGAAUAUGGACUUCCUCCUACUGCCGGCUGGGGAAUAGGAAUUGACCGUCUUGCCAUGUUCCUCACAGACUCCAACAACAUUAAGGAAGUGCUAUUCUUCCCAGCGAUGAAGCCCAUUGAAAACAAACCUCAGUUGGAGAAACAAGAGAACUGAAGUGCAGUUUAGAGGACCAACAUGGCUACAACAAUCCUGCAAACAACUUAUUCUUUGUCAUUCCACUGAAGUUCACUGAUGUGAAUUUGGUUUGGUCAAUCUUGGUUGAUAUUACUAACCUUGUAAUCUGCCUCUUGUCUUCAACAUAACCAACCUCUGUUUCAUAUAACUAAGUAAAGACUCAAAUGCUUUAGUAUUAAUCAGAUUUGUAUCAAUAGCUGCACAUCUAUGAUUUGUGUCCAUUAUUUUCUAUUAGCAAUAUACAAUAUAUAUAACUGUUGUGACGGAUGUGGGGUUACUAUGUAUUAAUUCAUGAAUGCGAUAUGGUUGUGCAAUUGCUGUAAGUGUAAGGGAUGUUUUCUGACUAGUGUUAAGUGAAAAGGGGCUGUUAAUUUCAUUUCCUGCUUGUUUUUGCUAUAACUAGACAUAAGAUACCUUCCAGUAAACCACUUCAGGGUUGUUAAGAGAACAGGGACUGGGCUAACAACUGGGAAGACCUACCUGCCUUGGCUCUAUGUUAAGAGACCUAUCAUGCCUAAUCUUAAGGACUAGAAGGACGCUAAACAAUUGGGAUUUGCUAAGGUAUUUAGCUACUUGACUUCCAUUUGGUAUUAUCUAAAUAUCUUUUUGAAUUCCACCCUUCCACUCUCUAGAAAGAGAAGUGUGGGGGCAGGGUCUGUUUCAGGGGGAAUGGCUACCAAAGACACUUUACAGAGGGAAUCUGAAGAAGUUGGGCUUACUUGGCUACCAAUAUAGGAAUAGUAAGCUUGAGGUACAUAAUCAAUUUAAAAAUCCAUGUUCAAAGAUUGUACAGUCACUGUGUAUGUACCACUGGUCACAGCUCCCAGAGUACAGAACUGCAGAAACUGAAUUUAAGCUGGGUUUGCUGGUAGCUAAUCCUGGUUAGCAAACAAGGAUCUGUAACACAGGUCCGGGUCUAGAAGUGGGAGAAUCACAUAACUAUAGCUAGAAAGAGGUGAAAGUUUGAGGCUUGUCACCUUUGGGGUGCCCUGAGACCCAGAGAGGGAUGGGGAAACAUCUAACCCUGCAACUGUGACAAGUGUAUAUAUUUCAAUAAAUAGAUACAAACCUGGGGAUACUUUUUUAGUCCUGUAUGGGGAGAUUUUGGCAAACCAGUAAAGUGCCUGAAACCACUAUGGCUUAUUGCUAAGAGCAGCCUAGUCAGCAGUCUCAGCUUGACCAAGGCAGGAGGGGGUUUUGGGUGCCACAAAAAGGGCAGCUUGACCCCAUGUCCUUCCUGAUAAGAAUUGUGUUGAGGUUGCUGAUACAUGCUGUAGUGAUGUGGCCUGGCUCCCAGCCGCCCCAGAGAGGCGCGAACCUCAACAGUGGACGUUUACACAUGCAUUUACACAGGAAAGUCUAUGGGGGGUCUCAAGGCUGCAAACUCUGGAAAAAACCCACACCUGGUUAAUCAAUCAGAAGGAACCUCUUGCUUGACCAUUGAAACUGCUUACUUGACAAGUUUUCUUUAAGGGACAUGUCAUUCUAUUACUAAUGUAUAAAUAAGGGGGAAAAGUUUGAGAUAGUUGGACUCGUUUGGAACUCUUUUUGGACUCUCCCUCUGGAUACAUCUUGCGGUCCCCACCGGCGGACGGAUUUGGCCACUGGAAGUCUGCCGCUGUGUCACUUGAGAACCACACUCAGCUUUGGUAAUUAUCAAGGGUUGGGGGUGUUUUACUAACCUGUUGAGGACAUGUGUUAAGUGUUUGUGACUAAGUAAAGUUUAGCUUUAAGU